Molecule: messenger RNA, 1107 nt
Organism: Anopheles maculipalpis
Lineage: Eukaryota; Metazoa; Arthropoda; Insecta; Diptera; Culicidae
Product: CLIP domain-containing serine protease B14-like
Exons: 3
Coding region: 1-1107 (368 amino acids)
Biological process (GO): proteolysis
Molecular function (GO): serine-type endopeptidase activity
Source: RefSeq, a predicted model, not a curated record
AUGCAUAACUCGUGGAUAUUUCUUUUCGGUGUAGUGUGUAUUCUUACGGCUGCUGUACAAUGUUCUAAUGGCGAACAAGAAUCGCAACCGUGUGUAACGCCUAAAGGUAUCGCUGGACGAUGUGUAAGAGUGCGUGACUGUGGCUACGUGUUGGACUUUCUGCGUAGAGACACUUUUUUCUACAACGACACAGAAUUCCUGGAGGGAUUGCAGUGCGGUACACGGCCAGACGGGACGGCACUCGUUUGCUGUCCCCGUUUUCAGAAUGAACCGCAGUGUGGACCGUCGUCGUUCGGUGUGCGCAUUAUCGGUGGGAAUGAUACGGAGAUAGGAGAGUUUCCUUGGAUGGCGUUGUUACGGUUUCAGACGCGCAAUCGUAAGAUUCAGUCGAACUGUGCUGGUUCGUUGAUCAGCAAGCGGUUCGUUCUGACCGCUGCCCAUUGCUACACAGCGGCCAAGAAGAAGGGAUGGGCGAUCACCUCUGUUCGUGUAGCGGAAUGGAAUUUUAUGAACCAUCGUGGCAAUAAAGAUUGCAAACAGGUCGAGGGCUACGAUGUACCGAUCUGCCGGAAGGACUAUGAUGUGGCCCGAUUCGUCGUUCAUCCCGACUAUCACGUCAACUACGCGGUACAUGUGAACGACAUUGCACUGAUCGAGCUGGCGACCGACGUUGAGUAUAAUGUCUUUGUCGCACCUAUUUGUCUGCCGGUGAACGAAACCCUCCUGCCACCGGGUGGCCCUGGUACGGAGUAUACGGCCGCUGGUUGGGGUUCAACCGAUCAAGAUUCCGGCAUGUCAUACCUGCUGAAGCAGAUAAAUCUUCGCGGAUUUGAUAUGGAUAAGUGCAAGAAGCUGUUCCAGGUACCGAAUGACGGUGGUGUGGGUGUGGGCCACAUAUGUGCCGGUGGAGUUCGUGGUCAGGAUACGUGCCACGGGGACUCGGGCGGUCCGCUAAUGGAGUCUGCCGAUGGCCUUUGGUAUUUGGCCGGAAUUACCAGCUUCGGAUGGCCCCGCUGUGGGAAGGAAGGUGUACCAGGGGUGUACACGAACGUUAGCCACUAUCUUGGAUGGAUUGCACGGGAAACGUUUCGUGGCAUAUUGGUGUAG